Molecule: messenger RNA, 3216 nt
Organism: Gadus macrocephalus (Pacific cod)
Lineage: Eukaryota; Metazoa; Chordata; Actinopteri; Gadiformes; Gadidae
Product: serum response factor-like
Exons: 8
Coding region: 1-1080 (359 amino acids)
Source: RefSeq, a predicted model, not a curated record
AUGCAUGACACCAUCCUGGUCUAUGUUUACUAUGCAGCGGCUCCACUCUGGAACGGGGAGGAGGAGCUGUUUAUAGAGCCACCGUUUGCACAGGAAAGACACGGUCAAACAACGCCGGAGUCCCCCGGUCGCCUGUCCCACGACGGGGGAACGAGUUUGCGGACAGUGUUGCCAGAUUGGGCCAGAUUUCCCACCCAAUCUGGCAACAUCGCUCACGGAGAUUUUAGCUUGUUUGUCUAUAUUCCACAUCCUGUAGGAAGAACAAUUAUACAAUCAAAAGUUAAACUAGUCCACUCAUGGCUCCUCCCCCCCCCCCCCCCCCCCCCCCCCCUCCAGGACACGCUGAAGCCGGCCUUCACGGUGGCCAGCCUGCCAGGGGGCGUGGUGACCAGCGGGCAGUCCACGGUGCCCACCACCUCCACCAGCAUGCAGGUCAGCAGCUCCUUCCCCAUCACCAACUACCUGGCGCCAGUCUCGGCCGGCGGCGGCAACUCCGGCGCCAACGGGACCCUCCUGAAAGCCGGCGGCGGAGCCACCUCGGGGGUCAUGCAGCUGCCGGGGGGAUUCACGUUCAUGCCAGCAGGCACAGCCCUUCCCCCCGGCACCCCCACCAUUCCUCUGAGCCAGCUGCAGCACCACUCUCUGGCGCUGGCGGGCCAGCACGCCGCGCAGGGGGCCCAGGCCGUGUUCCGAUUCCCCGCCGCAGUCUCCCUCGCAGCGACGGCGAGCAUGCCGGCCAACAUCGUCACGACGUCGGGCUCGGCGGGUCACAUGAUGUACCCCAGCCCCCACACGGUGAUGUACACCUCCUCGCCCGCGCUGACUGACGGGGGGCUGGCCGUGCUCAACGCCUUCUCCCAGGGCUCCUCCUCCAUGCACGUGUCCCACGGCCAGGGCCAGGACUCAGGUGGCGUCCCCCAGGUGUUCCUGGCGGCCCCUCCGGGCUCGGUGCAGAUCCCCGUCUCAGCGGUGCAGCUUCACCCAAUGGUGAUUGGACAGCAGUCGAGCGGCAGUAGCAGCACACUGACGGAGCUGAAGGUGGUGAACCUGGACGCGGCCCAGGGCUCCAAGGGGGACUGACGGGCGGAGGGCGCGCCCUGCUGGGGCGGAGCCGCCGGCACCCACGGACAGACCCACUGACACAUGGGACGGACUGAGGUUUCUAUUUAUUGCUGCCUUCCUCUGCGAAACCGUACGUCACGGCGUGGCCUGGCGACACAAACACACACAUAAACAAACAGACACACACACAAUCAAGGGCCUAUGUGUUGCUUAUCCAUGUGAGUUCAUCUAAUAUAUAUUUAGAUAGAUAUAUAUAUAUCUAUAUAUAUAUAUAUCUAUUUGCUAAAUAAAUAUACUGCGCUGUUCACCACGGCAGUCAUUGUAACCUUUUUUCUAUACCACAGAUGGUGUUGUUGUGCUUGCGCAUGCUUAUUUUGAAAUGAGUCAGCGCGCGCACACACACACACACACACACACACCCACACCCCACACACCCCACACACACACACACCACACACACACACACCAGCCAAAGAGACAUUCACUUGUCUGAAUGUUCAAGUGUGCGUAGUUUGUGUAUUGCGUUUUUAAUUGUGCGUAUUUUGACAUUUGUAUUGUGGUGAGGACAUUGAUAUUGACUUUAUUUGGAAAAAAUGUACAUAGCACAUUUUUCUAAUUGAAACUUUGUAUUUUGGCCUGUUUAAGUUUGUACAACAGCAUGUCUGUUUUUGUUUAGUUUUUUUGUACGUCGUUUUGUAUCUAUAUGGAAAUGGUUUGCAUAGCGAAACGAUCAAUAAUAAUUAAUAUUUGAAGAUAAAUAAUAUACAAAGAUGAUUGUGAUUUGAGAUGUCAUUACAUCAACCCAGAUAAUUUUCCAUCUGGAAAUGAUGCGAUAGAUAGCAUCUUUAAAAAUGUGAUAUUUCGCUGAAAUAAUAUUUUACGUAUACAACGCCUAACGUAGUGAUAGUUAUUACUUCAAUAUCGUUUCAAUUAUCUGUCAACUAAAGCAAAGAAUACAGCUCAGAUUAACAACAGUCGUUACAUUUUAAACCCAGUUGAACUUCAUUGGCUGAUAUUUGCACUAUCAAGACCAUUAGCAGCAUUGAUUUAUUUAAAGGGAACCUGACCCCCUCUGUUGGUUUAAAUGGUUUGGCGGUGGCAUUUAUAUCAUAUUCCCUUGCAGGUAGCUAUUCUAUCACACUCGUGAGGUGAUUGGGUAUCAAUCAAUCAAUUUCAUCAAAUAGUGAGUUAACGAUGAAUUAAAAUCAAGGUAUUUUCUUGACACUGCUCACAAACGGCCUUAAGUGAACCCAUCAACCUGCUAUAUUGUACAAAGCAACAUGUGAAUGUAAAUCUACGACCCCUAUGCUAAGACAAUAGACUUUAUGAACGAACCGUGUCCCACUUGGUUUCCACACACAACGGUUCCGUGGUGUAGAACGACAACAUUGCCGCUGGGUACACACGCAUCGCUUGUAUUUUUGAGUGUUCAAGUUUAUAUAGAGGCUAUAUUUUGUGAAAGGAAUUAAGGCCCCGAUUAUAUGUGCAGACUGUGCACGAUUCUCCAUGAUGUUAUGAGGAUGUUUAGUAACAGAAUGAACCGCUGUGCCUUUUUGAAUUCCGCGGCUGUUUUCCCAUGACGCGCUCUUCGUACAAGGGGCCAUGUCGGAUUUGAAUCUCUUUGUAGGGCCCUCUGACGCAACAUCUGACCUAUUGCAUGAUACUCCUCACUGAGUGGGACAGGGUUUGGGAAUCCAGGUGAACACGAUGUGCCACAUGACCCGGCAUGUCAGACUGUGACUGAGAGCCAACGGGGGGGAACGCCACAUACGCCGAUGGACCCAUGCCAGGCAUCGCUGCAUGCUCAUUGGCUGGCAAACGACAGGAAGAGGUGUUGUUGAAACUACUGCUUUCUUUCCGUGCGUCUGUUCAUGUGGUUGUGCUUCGGCUUCGAUCCCCCGCAGAGCUGUUGGCUCGGUUCUGACGGGGGAAGAGACUGUUUAGGAUCAGCGGAGACCGCUUCUGUGCCGGCGUUUACACUCUGAAGUAUUAAUAACUUUCAAUAUCCUCCAUGCUUAUUUCAGUGCCACCGAGAGCUAAAAAAAAAAAAGGUAUCUAUUUUGGAUUUAUUUUUAUUUAGUCUUUUGUUUUUUGGGAUCUUUGUGUAACCUUAUGUACAGACUUUUGUAUUAAAAACAACAAACCAAGCAAUGA